GACUGCUGCAGUUCGUUUUGUUUUGGUUCUGCGGGCGGAUGCGAGUCCAAAGUGCAGUCGAGUUUUUCGCGAAAAUCGCUGUGCCCCAGGAUGAGUGUGGUCCAGUCGAAUAUCUCGACGACGAUCCGGAGUUUCAACAUAUCGGACGACAUACGAAUCGAGGUGAAAAAGUUCCGUACCGAUGCCGGAAUCGACGAGAUUGAUAUCGAGGAGGACGAGGAUGACAUCUCCGUCAUCCAGAAAAUAGCUAAAACUUUUGCCGAUCCCAACGAAACCGAGUUCGACCCGGAAACCCUCAAAUCCAUCAUAGCCCGGCUGGAUGGCAUCGAAAAGAAUCUGGAAAAUAUCAUCUACAUGAAUGCCCAAUCGGAUAGCAUUAGCGCCGUCCAGAUGAACGGUCUUCUGAACAGGCAAUUUAUAACGGCGGCCCCGGGUACGCUGACGACGGCCAUGGCAAGUCAAUCCCCGCCGGUGGAACCGAUGCAGGUGCAGCAGCACGACGAGAUGGUCGAGUUCGAACCGAACCGCAUCGAAAUCGAUUCCGACGAUAACGAUCUGAUCGGGGAGUUUAUCGAGCAGGACGAGCUGAAGUUGGUGGAAUUUCCGAUCAACCGGGUGGACGAUCUGCGGGAGUUGGAGGAAUCGAUCACGACCGAUCAGGAGUCGUUCGUGUCUUUUGUCAACUUCUUAAGUGCAACCAUUCAGAAGCACAGCCGUAACCUAGAGCCGAUUUUGAGGGAUUUCGUUACGGAGAGUCUGAUCAAUGAGCUCGGAUUCUGCGAUGCUGAGAUAAAUAUGAUGUCAUUCUACAUUUUCAACCAGCUGCUUUAUGAUGUUUGGAAAACGGAAUAUUCUACUGUCAAUGACUACCGGAAUCAACUGAGGAAAAUUGCAUGUAAGAUACAGAACCGCAAUCGUGCAACAAGAGGAAGACACCGAUGAAAUAAUUGUGAAUCAUGAUUAAAACACAAGCAGAGCAAUUAGUGGGUAUUCGGUUGAAAAUAAAACGAACAUAUAAUCCAAAA
This is a messenger RNA of Aedes albopictus (Asian tiger mosquito), 1025 nucleotides long. RefSeq lists its product as uncharacterized. The transcript has 4 exons. NCBI's taxonomy places the organism in Eukaryota, Metazoa, Arthropoda, Insecta, Diptera, Culicidae. Bases 91 to 942 code for a protein of 283 amino acids. The record is from RefSeq and is a predicted model, not a curated record.